AUGCUGGAGAACAUGUCACGAUGCAACCGCUCCCUGCUCUCUUUGUCUCUGACUUCGCUGGCCCUGGCACUGUCCAUUCUGGCCUUUUGCACCUCGUACUGGUGCGAGGGGACCCACAAGGUUGUCAAGCCCCUCUGCCUCUCCCCGGUCAAGUUGAAGAACUGCGGGCAGAACAACAGCCAGCCCUACACCACAGAGAGUCCCACUCUGGACCCUAAGAAGCCGGCAAACAACGUCACCUUGUCGCCCCAGGAAAAGGAAGAGCAGGCGAGGCUUCGGAAAAAGGCCCUCGCCAACGCAGUGCACUACAUCUGGGAGACGGGCGAAGACAAGUACAUGCUGCGCUACUUCCACACAGGUUUCUGGUUGUCCUGUGAGGCACACAAUGAGGAGGAGAAGUGCCGAAGCUUCAUUGAAUUGACUCCAGGGGAGACACAAGGGGUGCUGUGGCUGUCAGUAGUAUCAGAGUUCGCGUACAUAGGCCUGUUGGCCAUGGGCUUUCUCCUCAUGUGGGUAGAGGUGCUGUGUCUCUGUGCCCGUAAGGAGAUGUACGCUCUCAAGAUCAACGCAUUUGCCGCUAUAUGCACUGUCCUUUCAGGUCUGAUGGGAAUGGUGGCUCAUAUGAUGUACACCACAGUGUUCCAGUUGACUGUGAGCAUUGGGCCAAAAGACUGGAGACCACAAACCUGGGACUACGGCUGGUCAUUUGCUCUGGCCUGGAUCUCCUUCAGCUGCUGCAUGGCGGCGGCUGUCUUCACCCUCAACUCCUACACCAAGACGCUGAUAGAGAUGAAGCACCGCGUCCGCGUUCGUCUGGAGGAGGCCCGGGCGGCCAUCCAGGCACCUUCCUAUGACGAGGUGUUGCAGGCGGCCGGGGGCAUCUACUCAGGCAGCAGCCUGCUCCAGCACUGCCAUCAGGGGGAGUUGAUCGACCCCAUGUGUGAGGGAAGGGGGCCGCUGGUGGGCCCGGGGGUUCCAGACCCCAGAGGGCUGGUGGUGAUGGCUGGUGGCUGUGGGACAGAGGGGUGCGAGGACUGCGAGAGGGAGAUGGACGAGAUUGAGGACGCCCUAGACAGGGAAGAGAGGGAGGAGAUGGAGAGAGAGGACUGUGAGAGGUGCUGA
Molecule: messenger RNA, 1122 nt
Organism: Salvelinus namaycush (lake trout)
Lineage: Eukaryota; Metazoa; Chordata; Actinopteri; Salmoniformes; Salmonidae
Product: germ cell-specific gene 1-like protein
Exons: 6
Coding region: 1-1122 (373 amino acids)
Cellular component (GO): plasma membrane
Source: RefSeq, a predicted model, not a curated record